Chenopodium quinoa (quinoa) is the source of this 2236-nucleotide messenger RNA. RefSeq lists its product as uncharacterized. The transcript has 7 exons. NCBI's taxonomy places the organism in Eukaryota, Viridiplantae, Streptophyta, Magnoliopsida, Caryophyllales, Amaranthaceae. The record is from RefSeq and is a predicted model, not a curated record. Bases 1039 to 1392 code for a protein of 117 amino acids.
UUUUGGCGUUAACGUUGGGGAAACGGCUUUGUCACCGUUACUUUGCUCUCACAUGGCAGCUGACAGAGCUGGGGCCCAGAACUCGUGUUUCAUUGGAUGUUUGCAAAAGCCAGUGCAAUUUAAUUACAGAAAUGCCACGAGAUAAACAAUGCUUAUUUAUCACCGAGAUCAACUUGAAUUUUCUCGUUUCAAGUACCACUUGGAUUUUAUUUUAUUUUAUUUAUUUAUUUUUUUAAUUUAUAAAAUGAAUCUAUAACCAAUUACCUAUAUAAAAGUCCAAGGCACCAAAACUAUUCCAAAUUUAUUGUUCCUUAUGAAUAGUGCAAUACGCCAAUACCCACUUUGCCCUCUGCCCCUUGGCUGAAUUGCCAAUUUUACCUAGGUUAUUUUUGUCUUUUUGUAUGAAGACUCUUCUGCUUUCCUUUCCCUUUCUUUACGAUCUUCCAUUCAUUUUCUUCACCUUUGAGUUGCUUUUACCUCUUCUAUGGUACACUUCAUCUUUACCCUUGAUUGAAGUGCGCAUUCUGAAUCCUCCAUUGAAGCACCUUCUUAGCUCUCUCUCCUCCUUUGAAGCAGCUUUUGGAUGAAUUUGAAUCGUUUAAAGUAAUCAAAUUCAACUUGAUUUUGUGGGAUUUUUGAGAAUUGGGGUAAUUGAUUUUUCAAUCGACUUGGCAGCAACUUUAGGGUUUAGUUUUGCCGCAAUUGAAUAUGUUCGUAGGAGGAACAAAUAUAGGCUCAGCCAUAGUAGUUUGGGCGAUGACAUAACUAAUUAUGAACUCAACCGCGAUGAAAAAAGUACAAAGAGAGCUCCCGCUGAUUCCCUUGUUGCGAAAGCGGUGUGCUACACAACUUUGCCAAAUUUCUCAUCCCCAAUUUCCGAGUCGAACAUUGGAACCUUAAUUUUGGAUUUCAGAACGUUCAAAUUGUGCAAUUCUUUUGACAAUUUGAGGGAUCAGGAUCCUGCAUUCCUGCCCCCUUUCUCAAUCUUAGAGGAUAAAUGGCGCUGAUCAUUUCAUAUGUGGAUCCUAUCUAAUAAAUAUGAAGUCAAAAAGAAUAAAAGAACUGUGGAAAAUGCUUAUGUAUCACCAGAUGAUCUGCCAAAGCUCGAGUAUUUUAAAUCCGUGGUCAAAGAAACAUUUUAGGCUUUGUCCUGCAGUUCCAAUGCUAAUAGUCAGGGAAACACUCGGAAAAUGCACUAUAGAAGGGUCCCUGGAAGAAGAAAUGCCUAGCUGUUUUGGAAUUGUUACACAGUAUAUCAGUUGGCCUUGUUUCUCUAAACUAUUAAAAUCCUUUCCUGAACUCAUGAGGAAUUUCAGAAACUUAAACACCAUCCUGCAGUUAAACCAAUGCUUGAAGGUGGCAUCGUUAUCCAGUAUGGUGCUCAUACACUGAAUGAAGGUGGUUUUCAGGUAAGAGUCAUUUUAUGUUUGUUUAGGUGUAGAGUCAUUUUAUGUUGAUGCUACUAGCCCCUACACCUAUGGCUAAAGCCACUCUACUACUCAAGUGACUCUACACUAUACUUGCAAUAUGUAUACACACAUAACACACAAAUGUGUUUGCACAUACAAUUUUAUAUAUUUAAUCAUCUGCUGGUUACUUCAUGUGAAAUUUGAAUUGAUGGUAGCCAAAUUUCAAUCUAUUCCAUAUCCAAUCUUUCCUAGAGGUGCAAUAAUUGGAUGCUCUGCUGGCUUUUUAAGCGUACCAAAAAUCAAAGGAAUGCAUAAGGCAAUGAAAUCAGGUGUUGUUUUUACUCUACCUAAAUUAACUAAAACAGGUUGCCACAGUCUGCUAUAACAUGACAAGCCACUCAAUUUUAUACAGGGUUUGUUAUUUUUUUAUUUUUUUGGUAUGUGGUAGGCAUUUUUGGAUGUGUCACACAAAUGAAUUUACUUUUCACUCGUGUUAAGAAAAAAUUCCUGUCCAUGAUGUGUUCCCAGCAUGAAAAUUAUUUGUAUAAUUUAGAGGUUUCAUACUUGUAUCCAUCUAAAUGAACAUUUAUUAAUUGUCAACCUGCUUUUAGUUGGUAAAUUAUUGAGUGGUGGUAUCCAAGAUUUGAAAUCGCAUAGUAUUUACAACGCCGCUGUUUGUGGCUCAUUAUAGAUUUCAAAAACAAACUAAUGACCUACCUUUUCGUGUUUGGUAUCUUGAAGGGUGCAAGUGUUAUGCCAGUAUGAUUGGCAGAUAUCGUUAUAUGCACAUUUUAUCUUUUUAAUUGCUAAGACCUUUUUUUAUUUAU